AUGUCUGCCCAACGCAUCGCCAUCUUCACCAUUGACUUCCCCGACCCUCACUUCAUCGACUACGACAACAACCAGUUCCAGUCGCUCAACGAGUCCCUCGGCUUCCGCUACAACAUCCUCAACAACAUCCAGACCCUCUCCACCAAAGGCAUAGACCCCGACCAGGAUCCCUUUGGCAUCCUCUAUGUCCCCCAGGUCUACACUUCCGGCUGCAAAGAGGCCCAGGCCCAGUACGUCCCCGCCAACGCCACGCGCCUAGAAAACCUGCCGAGCGACAAGGACUACGCCCUUAUUGCCGUUGCGCCUUGGUACUCGCCCCAAUGCACCAUCGAGUACUUCACCGAGGCACGCAAGCACUCGACCAAAGCCUUCAUCACCUACCUGCCCGGCGAUAGCAAUGCAAAACCCCCCGUGCUCAACGAUGCCGCAUGGAACCUCGAGGAUGGCGGAAGCUGGCAGUCGCGCAACAAUUUCCCAACCUAUGCCGUUUCCUCCAUGACUGGAUCCAACAUCAUGGACCAGCUGAACCUCUACUCUGGAAACUUGAGUGACGUACCCCACGCAGAUCAACUGUCCCAGAUAUACAACACGACCGACUAUAUCCGCCUCUGGGCCAACAUCGGUACAGACUCUACCAGUCAACUUCCCAGUCUCUGGGUCUUCCUUGUCAUCGUACUGGCCAUCCUGCUUGUUGCUGUUAGUUUCACCUCUGUCGUUAUGCACAUCAUCCAGCGAAGACGUCGCAACGACCUUCGCCAACGCGUUCUCAACGGCCAGGUCGACCUCGAAGCACUGGGUGUAAAGCGUCUCAACGUGUCGCAGCAAGUACUCGACAAGCUACCAAUACACACCUUUUCUGGAAGUGGUUCGAGUCACUCAGAAAAGGCCAACCCGGAACCCCUCACGUCAUCAAACGCCGGCCCAUCUUCUGCUGCAAAUGCCGAGACUGGUCACAAACCCACUCUAACUCGUCACUCAUCUGCCCCCGAACUACCAAAAUCGUCCAUGUCCAGUUGUUGGUCACAACCCACUUGUCCCAUCUGCAUGGAUGACUUCGAGCCAAACGAAUCUCAAGUUCGAGAGCUCCCUUGCCACCACAUCUUUCACCCCGAGUGCAUCGAUCCCUUUCUACUCGGUCACUCAUCAUUGUGUCCCAUGUGCAAGCGGAGCGUGUUGCCAACGGGCGUGUGCCCAGUCAAGAUCACAAACAUCAUGGUCCGGCGGGAGCGGCACAUCAACCGCAUCCGGGCGCGCAGUGCCCGUGCAGGGAACGCCCAACCAAGCUCAACUACGGCUAUGAAUCUGGACCCAUCAGCAUCACCGGCCUCGCCCGCUCGACCGCCAAUGGCUCAGGCAUCACUCGGUAGUCGAAUUGGCGGAGCCAUCACAGGACGCAGAAUCUUUAGCGCGCCACACCGAACGCAAUCUCGACCAAGUGACAUUGAAAUGGCAAUGACGUCGCCAUCAGGCCCUCCAGCACCACAUUUGCCAGCCAAUGCAUCGUCUUCGCAACAAUUCCAAAACUGCGACCCUGCGCAAAGUCGCAGAGAAUGGGCCCGACAACGGGCUCUGGCCAUGCUUGGCCCUCACCAAGCACCCACCAGCGAUGAAGACGAAGAGCAAAAUCUUCCAAAAUGGAGGCGCAUUCUUCGCAAAGUCUUCCCAACCUAG
Molecule: messenger RNA, 1671 nt
Organism: Bipolaris zeicola 26-R-13
Lineage: Eukaryota; Fungi; Ascomycota; Dothideomycetes; Pleosporales; Pleosporaceae
Exons: 3
Coding region: 1-1671 (556 amino acids)
Biological process (GO): ubiquitin-dependent protein catabolic process
Cellular component (GO): cytoplasm
Molecular function (GO): ubiquitin protein ligase activity
Source: RefSeq, a predicted model, not a curated record